Molecule: messenger RNA, 4040 nt
Organism: Haliaeetus leucocephalus (bald eagle)
Lineage: Eukaryota; Metazoa; Chordata; Aves; Accipitriformes; Accipitridae
Gene: RNF123
Product: ring finger protein 123
Exons: 38
Coding region: 114-4040 (1308 amino acids)
Cellular component (GO): cytoplasm
Molecular function (GO): protein binding; ubiquitin-protein transferase activity
Source: RefSeq, a predicted model, not a curated record
GGUACAUCAACCUCCAAGAAAGGGAGAAGUCUAAAGGCAGCAUCCUCCCCAGCAAGUUUUGGUUUAGGCGUUUGUCCAUCUUAUGUCCGCUCUGGAAGUGGUGCCUGUGAAGAAUGACGUCAAGAGGUGCUGGGACUACUUUCUCGAGGAAGAACUACAGGCUGAGCACCGAGCCAGAGAAGUCCAAGGUCACAGGGAUUGUGAACAGCAGGCUGCUGAAUGAUUAUCUGCAUCGCGUCUUUACCAAUGCUGAUGGGAACCAGCCUGCAGCUGCUUACAGAAAGCACCUGACGUUCCAGAACCUGCAGGAGCACCUUGAUCGAUUGCUAGCAGAGGAGAAUGGCUCCGAAGACAGUCGAGAUCAGGUAGUAGAGGGCCGGCUUGGUCCGUCUACUGUGGUGCUGGACCACACGAGCGGUUUUGAGGGACUCCUGCUGGUUGAUGAUGACUUACUUGGGGUGAUUGGCCACAGUAACUUUGGCUCCAUCAGGGCCACAACAUGUGUGUAUAAAGGGAAGUGGAUUUACGAGGUGCUCAUCUCCUCCCAAGGACUCAUGCAGAUUGGCUGGUGUACUCUCAACUGUAGAUUUAAUCAGGAGGAAGGAGUUGGAGAUACGCCAGAUUCAUAUGCGUAUGAUGGAAACAGAGUGCGCAAGUGGAAUGUGACUACUACCAACUAUGGCAAAUCUUGGGCAGCAGGAGACAUCGUCAGCUGUCUGAUAGACCUUGAGGAGGGCACCAUUGCUUUCUGCUUGAACGGCAUAUCUCUGGGAACUGCUUUUGAUAACAUCACAAGGGGCGCUGGAAUGGCUUACUUCCCUGCCAUCAGCCUCUCAUUCAAGGAGUCCGUUGCUUUUAACUUCGGAAGCCGCCCACUCCGUUAUCCAGUGGAAGGUUACCGCCCCUUGCAAGAUGCUCCAGUUGCAGACCUAGUGAAGGCUCGAAAGCUGUUAGGCUACUUGAAGAAUGUAAUCCAUAUCGGAAUAGAUGUGACGGAGGGGAAGCUGGUGGAGAAGGACACGUCCAUGUGGCAGCUGCAGGGAGAACCCACAGUGUUGAUUACAUUAGCCCAUAUUUUCAACUAUUUCUCCCCUCUUAUGUGCAAGGUGUACCUGGUGGAAGAUGUGCUCAUGACCUUCCUGUUGAGCAUCCUUGAGCGAGGAGGGGCAGUGGAGGCCCAUCCCCUUAUUCAGCAGCUGCUGGAUCUGAUGUGGCUUCUUAUGGAGGAGUAUGAAGUGCAUGAGUGCCUCAAGCAGCUAUUGAUGUCCCUGCUGCGGGCUUACAGGUUUUCCCCCAUCAUCCCAGACCUAGGAUUACAAAUUCACUACCUCCGGCUCACCAUUGCAGUCUUGAAGCAUGAGAAAUCCAGGAAAUACUUGCUCAGCAAUGUUCUCUUCGAUGUGCUCCGUUCGGUUGUGUUCUUCUACAUUAAAAGCCCACUGCGUGUAGAGGAGGCUGGUUUGCAGGAGCUCAUUCCCACCACGUGGUGGCCAAACCGCUUCACCAAGGAGGGCAAGGAGAGUAAGGAGGCGAAGGAGGAGAGUGCUGAGGAGAGACUGAGGCGGCGGGCAUAUGAAAGAGGCUGCCAGCGGCUCAAGAAACGCAUUGAAGUGGUGGAAGGUCUUCAGGUUCAGAUUCUGAAGCUGCUGCUGAACAACAAGGACAGAGGAGGGGGGGAAGCCUCCAGAUACAUAUUCCUAAACAAAUUCCGCAAGUUUCUUCAGGAAAAUGCUAGCAACAGAGGGAACUUGACUGUGUUGUGCCCGCCGGAGUACAUGGUAUGCUUCCUGCACCGGCUUAUCGCUGCCCUGCGUUUCUUCUGGGAUGGCCACAAGGCAAAGACCCCUGCUGCAUUGAGCAGUGAAGAGGCAUAUGUCCCUCCUCAACUCUUCUAUAAUGGGAAGGUGGAUUAUUUUGACCUUCAGCGACUUGGAGGUCUCCUGUCUCAUCUAAAGAAGACUCUGAAAGAUGACCUGGCUGCAAAAGCCAAUGUCCUGAUUGACCCUGCGGAGCUGCAGGCAGUGACUAUGGAUGAUCUGGAUGAAGAUGAGGAAUCAGCAACAUCGGCAGCACAGUCUCAGCGUCCCUCUGCUGCCCUGGCCAUUGGUGGAGCUCUUGCCAGACCUGGCUGGCUCAGCUCCCCCACCCUGGGCCGUGCCAACCGCUUCCUCAGCACGGCGGCUGUCAGCCUGAUGAACCCACGGCGGCCUCUUGGCACCCUGGAGAAGAUCAAAGUGCGCACGCUAAGUGUGGAGCAGCGGACAGAGGAGGACAUUGAAGGCAGCCAUGGAAAUGAGGGUCUCUUACUGGGCAGACCCCCAGAGGAGCCGGAACAGCCUAUCACAGAGAACUCCCUCCUGGAAGUCCUGGAUGGGAUAGUGAUGAUGUACAACCUCAGUGUCCACCAGCAGCUUGGGAAGAUGGUUGGUGUAUCGGAUGAUGUGAAUGAAUAUGCCAUGGCACUGAAAGACACAGAGGAAAAAAUCAGCCGCUGCCCAAAGAGGAGGAGAGACAUCCACGAGGAGCUGCUGAAGAGCCAAAAGGUCUUCUCUGAGAAGCUCAAUCACCUAAGCCGACGCCUCGCUUGGAUAAACGUCACCAUUUAUUCAAAGGAGAAGAUGCAGGAUGUGUAUUGGCUGUUGCGAGUGUGCAUCCGCACCAUCGAGCAUGGCGACAGGACGGGCUCACUUUUCGCAUUCAUGCCAGAGUUCUACCUCAGCGUGGCUAUGAACAGCUACAGCGCACUCAAGAACUACUUCAGCCCUGUAAACAGCAUGGAGGAACUUCCAGGCUACGAAGAGACCCUGAUGCGCCUCGCUGCCAUCCUGGCCAAGCAUUUUGCUGACUCAAGGAUUGUGGGCACGGACAUCCGUGACUCCCUGAUGCAGGCGUUGGCCAGCUACGUCUGCUACCCCCACUCACUGCGUGCUGUAGAGAGGAUCCCAGAAGACCAGCGGAUCUCCAUGAUGAAAAACCUCCUGGCUCCCUAUGAGCAGCGACCCUGGGCACAGACCAACUGGAUCCUUGUCAGGCUGUGGCGGGGCUGUGGCUUUGGGUACAGAUACACACGGCUUCCACACCUGCUGAAAACCAAGCCUGAGGAUGCCAGCCUCCCCAGCCUGCAGAAGCCAUGUCCCUCCACCUUGCUGCAGCGGCACAUGGCAGACCUGCUCCGCAGCGACCGCGACCUGGCCCCCAGCUUCCUCAAUAGCGUCCUUAACCAGCUGAACUGGGCUUUCUCCGAGUUCAUUGGCAUGAUUCAGGAGAUCCAACAGGCAGCAGAGCGCUUGGAGAGGAACUUCGUGGACAGCCGCCAGCUGAAAGUGUGCGCGACCUGCUUUGACCUCUCAGUAAGCUUGCUCAGGGUGCUGGAAAUGACUGUUACGCUGGCACCAGAGAUCUUUCUCGACUGGAAUCGCCCGUCAUCAGAGCUGCUCCUUCGGAGGCUUGCCCAGCUCUUGAACCAGGUGCUGAACCGUGUGACAGCUGAAAGGAACUUGUUUGACAGAGUGGUCAACCUCCGUCUGCCAGGGCUGGAGAGUGUGGACCAUUACCCAAUCCUUGUGGCUGUGACAGGGAUACUGGUCCGGCUGCUUGUGGACACUGAUGUUCAGGGGGCCGAGCGUGCAACGGCGGUGCUGCUGGCAGACCCCUGCUUCCAGCUGCGCUCCAUCCAGUACCUGCUGGGCCACGCCGAGCCCUCAGCCCUGGCAGCUGCCGCCCCGGCCACAGACAAGCGCCAUUUCUCUCUGCACACCUACACCGAGUACAUCAGUGCAGAGGAGCUGGCAAAGGUGGACAAGAUGCUGAACCACCUGAGUGAGGAGUCCAAACAGGCAGCUGCCACCACUCUGCCCACCAGCGAGGAAGACCUGUGCCCCAUCUGCUAUGCACAUCCCAUCUCGGCCAUCUUCAGACCCUGCUCCCACAAAUCGUGCAAAGCCUGCAUCAACCAGCACCUGAUGAACAACAAGGACUGCUUCUUCUGCAAGGCCACCAUCACGGGGGUGGACGACUUCACCAAGCCAGCCAGCUCGUAG